AUGGCGGCGGCCGUCGUCCGCGCCCCCAGCGACCACGACCUCAUCACGUUCGUCCUGCGCCCGAUGGCGGCCGCCGGGACCGGGCAGCAGGGCGUCGGCGUCGGCGGGUUCGUCCACAUGGCCGACGUCUACUCCGUCGCGCCCGAGAAGCUCGCCGAGCGGUACGCGCCCGCGCCGGGCACCGGCGGGAUCUGGUACUUCGUCUGCCCCGCGCGCUGCCGCUACCGGGCCGCCAAGGCCGGCGCUCUAGGUGAGGGGUGCUGGACCUCGGAGACAGGCGGCGCGAUCGGCCCCGUCAGGGGGCUCGACGGCCGCCGCGUCGGGCAGUCGCGCGCGCUGUGCUACGGGGCCAGGACGGCGGUGCCGUGGACCGCGGUCACCAGGCACGGCUGGUGCAUGGUGGAGCUCGCGCUCGACGACCAAGACGGCGGCGGGGGAGGGGAAGAUUUCGUCCUGUGCAAGCUGUUCAGAUCGCCUCGCAACGAGGCGUCGUCCGCCACGGCGGCGGCGGCAGCGUUGGCUGCCGUGCCGGCGCUCGUGUCCAGCUGCAAGAGGAAGGCGGCUGGCGGCAACCACCCGGAGGCUCCACCCUGCGUGCGGCAGCAACUGAUGCAGCGUUCAUUCUGA
Panicum hallii is the source of this 627-nucleotide messenger RNA. RefSeq lists its product as uncharacterized. The record is from RefSeq and is a predicted model, not a curated record. Gene Ontology annotation, molecular function: DNA binding. Lineage: Eukaryota; Viridiplantae; Streptophyta; Magnoliopsida; Poales; Poaceae. The transcript has a single exon. Gene Ontology annotation, biological process: regulation of DNA-templated transcription. Bases 1 to 627 code for a protein of 208 amino acids.